Anneissia japonica is the source of this 2582-nucleotide messenger RNA. Its product is annotated as acyl-coenzyme A amino acid N-acyltransferase 2-like. Gene Ontology annotation, biological process: fatty acid metabolic process; acyl-CoA metabolic process. The transcript has 9 exons. The record is from RefSeq and is a predicted model, not a curated record. Gene Ontology annotation, molecular function: fatty acyl-CoA hydrolase activity. Lineage: Eukaryota; Metazoa; Echinodermata; Crinoidea; Comatulida; Comatulidae. The coding region runs from base 75 to 1412 and encodes 445 amino acids.
CACACAGAGCGCGUAUAGCUGACCGACUGCUAGUUUGGAAGUUUGGUAGGAGAUCGUAACAAAAUUUUUUAAAAAUGGCAGAGUUGAUAGUCAUGCCAACAUCUGCAUUUAUUGAUGAAAAGAUGUCAAUACAUGUAUAUGGCCUACAGAAAUCGCGAAGUGUUACAAUUCGGGCAUUUGUCGACGAAAGAGGCCGAAAUUUUGAGGCAUACGCUCAUUUUCAUUCCGAUGUUAAUGGCACGGUCCAACUCGAUUCUCACCCGUCUCUUUGCGGUAGUUACCGAGGUGUCAUGCCAAUGGGGCUGUUCUCCCAUAUGCAGCCUUCUCCGGGACAGAAAGCUGGAGUACGAUUGGUCAAGAAAAAUGUAACAACGCCACUUGUUUUUGAUCUGACUGUCUAUGAAGGUUUCUUGUCAACUGAAGAAUUCUAUUCGAGAACCUCCGCACACAAAAUCCUUGCUAAAACGACCGUGGAGAGGUGGUAUAUGGCAAAGGAUGUUGAGAGGAUAGAAAUUAAAAGUGGCAACAUACGAGGAACACUAUUCAAACCUAAAGGUGAUGGUCCAUUUCCGGGUAUUAUUGAUAUGUUUGGAACGGCUGGUGGUAUUAUGGAAUUUCGUGCUGCUUUGUUCUCCUCCUAUGGCUUUGCUUGCUUAUCAUUGCCAUUCUUCGGCUAUGAAGACUUAACCAAAAACCCUGUGGAAGUUGAUAUGGUGUAUUUUGAGGAAGCUGUCGAUUGGCUGGUGAAUAACCCACUUGUGAUGGAUUCUGGGAUCGGUAUCAUCGGUGUAUCUGCAGGUGCCCAAACUGUCCUGAAACUCGCUACAAUUUGUGGAUCGAAGAUCAAGGCCUGUGUCUGCAUCAAUGGAAGUCCAUUUUAUACCCCAGAUGAACCUUCAAGGUUAUACAAAGGAAAGGUGCAACCAACACUAAAUGUUUCAACAGAAAGAGUUUUUGUGGAAGAGGAUGGAGUGUUCAAUAUCACUCGGUAUUGGCCAAAUAAACCUGAAGACAUCGACCAUUCCACAAUGAUGAAUCUUGAGGACUCAUCUUGUCAGUUUCUAUUUAUUGCUGGAGAGGAAGAUAAAACCUGGUCAAGUAAGCUGUUUUCAACAUUAGCUUGUAAAUAUCUUCAAAAACAUGGUAAAAGUAACUGGAAAAUACUAAGCUACCCCGGAGCAGGCCACCUGAUUGAGCCACCGUAUGCUCCACUGUGUCACAAAUGCUAUGUUGCCAUUUCAGAUGUGGUUGUUUUAUAUGGUGGUCAUCCAGAUGGGCAUGCUAUUGCUCAAGAAGACUCCUGGCGGAAUACUCUAGCUUUCUUCAGGAAACACUUAGGCGGAAGUGAACCAAUUAGAAGUGUGCCCUCGCAUGACAGGUUGGGGAUGAUCACAAUUCCAAGUAAACUUUAGUGGGAUAUCAAUCAAGGUGGUAUUCAUAGUCAAUGGCGACACUUUGUGGCCUCUAGUUUAUCCUGUCGUGGAUGUCGCUCUGCCAACAAAAAAAAUCUGGCACUGCCACUGGACUGGUGAUAGUUAAGGAAGGUUUCCAUAAAAUCACUACACAGUAUCGGCGACAACUUUUGGUGGCGUUGAUUGUUCGGUCGAAUGGAUGAGCCUUCCUGAUUGCAUCGAGGACAGCUACGCAGUGCAAUGACUGCAGUGAAAACAUUGUAGCGACAAUGUAUCGAUUUAAUUGAAUACCAGCUGUCACAUACUAUAUCCAUACUAUAUUAAUAAUUGUCUUCAGCCAAUUAAUAGGAUGGAUAACUCUGGAUGUUGAUAUGUUGUCACAUAAAUCUUUAGCUUUAUUGAACAAUACAAAUUAUUUUGUCAAAUUUUUGUGCAAUAAUUUGAACCUCCAUGUAAUAGUUUCUAUUGAUUAUGCAUAGAAUGCAACUAUACUAAUUGCUUAUUAAUGUGCUGGUAAUAUUAUUACUAGAGGUAAUCAAUUUUAAUAGUGUUACACAUUAUUCAUCAGACCCAAUGAAUUUUAUAUGAUGGUUUAUGUUUUAGACCUAUGAUUAAAAAAAUCAUGCCUUUUCAUGUAUGUUGGAAUCAGACAAUGCAAACACAGUGGCGGAUCCAGGAUUUUUUUUUGGGGGGGGGGGGGGGGGGGGGUGAGUGGCAAUUAAUUGAGGACCCAUGAUCUAAUGGGAACUGGACCUAUGGUCUAAUGGGAAAAGGUUGGGUUGUUUCCUAAAUUGUGGAGUCCAGAUGGCUAUCCCUCUGGAACCUCUAGAGUUUAAGCCAUUUUAAUUUCAUGUCUAUUUGAUUGCACAUAUUAAGGCUAAAAAUUGUUUAGCUGUUGCUGGGGGAGUGAGAUCCACAUCUGAAAUAUUACCUGUACGGGUUGACGGACAUAAAUCUGAUGCUUAUAGCUUGAAGAAGGCAUACAAACAAUUAUGCAAAUAAAGGAUGUAUAAUUUAUAUAGAUUAUAAUGUAUAUUUAUUAAAAUAUUAACUUUUUUUUCAAUGAACAGAUGUAUUGCCUAAACAUUUGUCAUUAUCUCUUCAGUUUAAAUGUGAUUGUUAAUACAAAUUUCAAUAAAUCUUAUAGAGUAUUUUUUUGAAAAAACAUAA